GUCAUAGACCCGUGAAAACAUGGCUGUCCGCUAGAAGCUCAACGUUUCGAUUGAACGGCGAAUUUUCAAAGCUCAGCGAGUUCCCUACCAUCGGUAGAUGAUGACAACAGACUCGCGAGCUCCACGGGGCUGGCUCUGGGUUGGGUCCAAUUUAGCCACACAAAACUCCUGUAACGAUGUGGUCCUCCCCGCCAAUGGGUCAUUCACUAUGAUUUACCCCAUGGGGACGACGGCCUGCUACUGUGGACAAUGAUAUUUGGCCGAGCGGGGUCGACGAUCAGGAGCAGCCAUAAAUUUCGGCUCCCGCUCCGGGGUUUGCGCCAGUAUUCAAAUCUGCUUUUCUCUCCUGUGUCUAGGAGUCUGAAGUACUGACACCUUUGCUGCUUGUCUCGGAGAGCCUACACGCCCCCUAACACACUUUUACCACACUCGUCCGGAAAAAUGGCAACAACAUUGACAUCCAAGAUGGCCAGUCAAGCUGCCAAAGCGAACUUGCCGGCAUUCAAUUGCCCACCAGGCACGAAGAUGCAUCUGCUGAAUCUGGGAUCACUCGAAUGCGAUGAAGGCUGGCUCCUUCGUGGCGGGAAUUCAAGUGCUCUGAGCAACAAAAACCCUGAGAAUAAACGUCGAGAGUUAAUCAUAUUAUCUGUUUUGAUUGAACAUCCCCAGGAAGGGUUGAUCUUGUUCGAGACCGGUUGCGCGGAGAAUGUUGAAGUUAAAUGGGGAGCUCCCCUCACAGAUAUCUUCCCUCGAGUAGUCUACAACGAGGAGCAUAAACUCCCCGCUGCCAUCAAGGCUACUGGAAACGAUAUCAAGGACGUCAAGGCUGUUGUUUUCGGGCACUUACAUCUCGACCAUGCUGGUGGCUUGGAGCAUUUCGUUGGAACCGACGUGCCUAUCUACGUUCACGAGGAGGAAUUCAAACACGCAUGCUGGGCCAUUGCCACGGGUGCCGACCUUGGCGUAUAUCUCGCCCAUUACAUGUCCCUUGACAAACUGAAUUGGCAAACGUUUAACGAGCCCCAUCUCGACCUCUUUCAAGGCAUCACGAUCCAUCACUCUCCCGGCCACACCCCCGGUCUAUGCGUCAUGCAGGUGAAUUUAGAGAAGGACGGGACUUUUAUCUUCACAACGGAUCAAUUUCACAUUGCCGAGAACUAUGAGAUGGCACAUCCACACGGCUGGCUAGCUCGCGACCACUCUGCAUGGUUCAACAGCUUGCAGAUGAUUAAACGGCUGCAGCGGAUGUUUAACGCGGAGUUGGUGUUUGGUCAUGAUAAAGAGGUCGCGAACCGCCUGAUGAGCAAGAAGAAAUUCUUUGAAUAGGUUAUAAUCUGUUGCAUUUGGCAUCCAGUGUUUUCACAGAAAGCGAUAUUCUGGUUACAGGGCAUCUAAUAGAUUCACGAUGAAUGUUUUGGGAUAACUUUUAGAUGGGAUCAGCAAUUCAUAAGGUUUACGUUCUUGGCCGCGGGGAAACCUCAUGGCGGGCCGCGGGUAUUGUCGAAACUUGGGGUUGCAUACAAAGUACAGGUCAGGCAACUCCACAAUACAAAUAAAGAUUUUCAAAUGAUACUUUUUUGUAGUUUAUAUGUCUUAAAAUAUUUGCUAGUUA
Coccidioides immitis RS is the source of this 1612-nucleotide messenger RNA. Its product is annotated as metallo-beta-lactamase superfamily protein. The transcript has 3 exons. NCBI's taxonomy places the organism in Eukaryota, Fungi, Ascomycota, Eurotiomycetes, Onygenales, Onygenaceae. Bases 442 to 1326 code for a protein of 294 amino acids. The record is from RefSeq and is a predicted model, not a curated record.